This is a messenger RNA of Pezoporus occidentalis (night parrot), 1884 nucleotides long. RefSeq names its product fibrous sheath interacting protein 2 (gene FSIP2). The record is from RefSeq and is a predicted model, not a curated record. Bases 309 to 1769 code for a protein of 486 amino acids. Lineage: Eukaryota; Metazoa; Chordata; Aves; Psittaciformes; Psittacidae. The transcript has 7 exons.
GGCACUCCCGCAGCUUCUAAAGCAGCCCCUGUCUACAGUUGGUCCAAUGCCUCCUGUCCGAGCAGGACCACUCUUUAUUCUCGUGCUGUUUCAUGCUAUUCACAUGCACAUGAAUGGGCGUCCCAAAUGCAUGGCCAGAUGGGCUUCAGGCAGGCCCUGGCGCAGCCGGGCAGUGACAUGGCAACGCAUCAAUGCAACAAUGGGCAACUGCUUUACAUAGCAGCAUCUGUGGUGGCUGCCACUGGGUGCCUCUGGAGUGAGAUGUGCCAGCGCAGGGUUACAGCCCCAGGAAAACACUUGGAAUAGCCAUGGAGCACCCUCCUGCUGCUGGCCAUGGAGGCACAGACAUGCAGCCCAGCACAGAGGGGAAGCGGGCAGAGAGGAGCAACAAGCUGAUGCUCAGGAGCAGAAGACUGUUACAGGCAGAAGGACAUGCUCAGCUGCUGGAUCUGCCGCUCGGGGCCAAGAUCCCUGUGUACCCUGGCACCAAGCCUGUCUUCUGCAGGGCAGUACUAGGGGGAAAGCUUUUCCAGUCUUCAGGUUUUUUCAACCUGGAAGAUCCCUACUGCCACCUGCUGAGCAUGGAAUACAACAGCCUGCAUGACCCACAUCUGCAGGCCUACCACCAUCGCAAGGACCACCUGCAGAUGCUGAAGAGAGAGGGUUCCAUCACCUAUGAUGGCAGAGUGGUUUGCACUUUGAAGCAGUUCAAUGAGUACAGGCAGCACCUGGUCAGGCUCAAGGUGGAUGCAGAGAACAUGUUCAGGAGAGAGGAGCACAAGCUUUGGCAAGAAGUGGACAAAUUAGAGGGUGCUGCUGACCUGCCAGAUGAGCUGCAUGUUUCUCAGCUGCGAGAGUGGCUGGUGCACGAGCAAAGAAAGAGGUUGCCAAGUGGUGAGAGGGCAAGGAGAGAGAGGAUUCUCGCUGUCAUCGAGAAACGGAUCGGUAGACUGGAGGCACUGGAAAAAGUGCAGCGCUUCCUCCAUCGGGUCGGCUGCAAAACGCAUGUGGGAAAGAGGAGACACACAGUCAGCACACUACAGGGUGUGCCUUCCGAGUGUGCCAAAGAGGAAGUGCCCGAGAACAUAUCCCAGCUGCAGGUUUUACUGCCUGAAGAAGAGAAGGAGCUUCAAGAGUUGGCUGAGGACAAGGUCAAGAUAGUGAUGACGCAGGAUCAGUCCAACCAUGCCUCAGGGAAGGCUCCCCACAGGGUCAAAGGAAGGUUGUUUGCCAGGACCAGUGAGGCGGAGCUUCUGCAGAUUUAUGUGGAUCUCCAGGACAAAACUAGACUGGUGGCUCAGGAGAUCGUGACAGCAGUGUUGGAGAUCUUGUUGGAGCAUUUGGCAUCCAGGGGGCCAGGUGCCAGAAGAGCCUCCGUAGUGAGCAAGUCUGGAGAAGAACCAGCAGCUUCCAGCAGAGCAUCUUUGCAGACUUGUAUUGACGGAACGACCGUAGAGGCUGUUGAAAGUGUUAGCUCCAUCUUGUCAUGCUUUGCAGGAUGCUGUCCGUUUUCAAAGUUCCUGAAUCGUAAGGAUGUGUCAAAGCCAGGAUCACCCAGACCACUAAAACAACAGAUCCCAGGAGCACGCAAGGCAACGUCCAUGCAAAGCUCUGCUACUGUCUCCAGAGCUGAGCAGCAGGAUGCAGAGAUCGAGUACAUCAGAGCCGUUGUCCUUGAAGUUCUGGAAACUGUGAAGGAGAAGUUACAGAAAAAAAGUAAGCACACACCAGAGCCCCCUGUGCGCACAGGAGCCCUGCACAGGCUGUAGGAGCCUCUGCAGCCCAACUCAUUAAAGAGGGAAGUAGCUGGGAACCCAAAGAGAUGUGUGGCUCUAGGGCCAUAGAGGCCCUGGGCAGCUCCAAGAAUAAACAGUGUAUUCCCAA